Messenger RNA from Pelobates fuscus (common spadefoot toad), 470 nucleotides. It is a transcript of the gene DBI, whose product is annotated as diazepam binding inhibitor, acyl-CoA binding protein. Gene Ontology annotation, biological process: fatty acid metabolic process. Gene Ontology annotation, molecular function: fatty-acyl-CoA binding. Bases 78 to 344 code for a protein of 88 amino acids. The record is from RefSeq and is a predicted model, not a curated record. NCBI's taxonomy places the organism in Eukaryota, Metazoa, Chordata, Amphibia, Anura, Pelobatidae. The transcript is spliced from 4 exons.
GUUUAAGGAGAGUAAAAGCUGCCCUUCCUGCCAUGUGCUGAAAGCAUUGUAGAUCUGAUCCCAGGACUGACAGCACCAUGUCCCAGGCUGAGUUUGACCAAGCUGCCAGCGAUGUUAAGAAGUUAAAGAGCACGCCUAGUGACAGCGACAUGUUGGCGUUAUACGGCCUGUACAAGCAGGGAACUUGUGGAGACGUGAACACCGAGAGACCGGGAAUGUUUGACUUCAAAGGAAAAGCAAAGUGGGACGCUUGGGCAGCAAAGAAAGGAGUCUCCAAUGCAGACGCGAUGGUGCAAUACAUUAAACUGGUUGAGGAAUUCAAAGGAAAAUAUGGAUUUUGUUAAAACUGCUUUUCUGGCCGAUACACCGGCUUAAAAUGUGCUCCGCCUUGAGCGCAGUCUGUAAUACUGUAACCCUGCAAUCAUUAGACCACCAUGGCUGUUUUUUAAUUAAAUCUUGUAACUAACCAA